AUGGAGACGGAUAUAGAUCCCGCCUCGGCGGGCCACCAGGAGAUUCGUCUUCUCGUUGACGAAGUUAUUGAAUCAUCCAAAAUACCCGCCAAAACACGCCAGACCAACGUCAAAUCUACUAUUGCUAGUCUUACCUCACUAUCGUAUGAAUGGGGCCUUUUGCCUCAGACCCUUGAUGAUCUCAUCAUUCUCGUCACAACUCCAAAUCACCUUGACCAAGCAAGUCAAGCUGCUAUCAUCCGAAACCUGUAUCCCGUGGCACCUAUCUCUCGAAAAUCUGUGCUUCAAGUCAUCUCGUGCCUUGGACACGGAGCCCUCAAGCCAUCUCUGACUCUCCAGGCUGCUCUUCUCAAGUGGCUCAUCACAGUACACCACACUUUGGAACCUAACCUCAGCCACCUCCUGGCUCUCAUUACCAGACGCAAACAUGUCCAGCCUUUCAGAAUACAAGCCUUGCUUAGCCUUUCCCGGCAAACUGGACAUGACCCGUCCUUGAUCGGUCUUCUAAGAGUUUUCAAAGACUAUUACCCUGAAGUUAUUGUUGGAGACGCGCACCCUGAUCUGCAAUGGCGAGCAAGGCUCGACGAAAUCCAGGAUGCACAUCUUCACCAAACAGAAAAAGGCACAUUACGACCUCGAGAUGGCUUCCGUGUUCAUCGCCCUAUAGGGCGUAGUACUAGAAACAGAACAAUCCCUGUAGUCCACACGUCUUAUGUGGCAGAGAAUUCUGUUACAUUAGAGGAAAUCGAGAAUGUUGCAAGUUUCGUCAAGAAUCUUGACAAGCUCGAACUCCCCAAUCAACUAGUGGCUGUUCUGGCAGAUCCUUUGUUGCAGAAGCUCAUGCUUCUGAGGCCAGACGGCGAAUCUGAGCAGAGACUAGUCAACUGGCUCAAUGGUGUGCUGCAAGAUGUUCGUGAUGGCGAUGCAGACGAAAGCACCUUCUUUGACAUGCUGGAUAUCCUACGGGAAUAUGUUAUUUCUACCAAGAACCUUCCUCCUCUCCUACUUGACUUCUUUGCACGCUUUCUUCCGCUUUGGGAUGGAUCUGGACGUCGCGAUGCCAUAUUUGAGAUCUUAUCUUACUCCCCAUUACUGGACUUCCAAGGGCUAUACAAGCACAUCUUUCAGCCCCUAGAAGCUGCCACUCUUGACAAUAGCCCGGAAUCUCUGCUAGCGCUUCUCGCCCUGUACAAGAACCUUCUUCACCACUGGACAGUUCUGCUUGAAUCCAGUGACACAGUACCAGAUCAUGCCAGUGGGACUAUCACAGCCUUGGUCCGACACGUUAAUCCACUUGCUCUCACACUCUGCCAAACAUGUCCUUCUGUCUCAUCACGUUCUGCAAUUCUUGACUUCUAUGAGCGAAACGCCAGACUCGUUAGUCAUCAGGUCCUCAAGCACUACAUUUGCAUCGAACUACCCCCUUCAUCCCUCAUUUACAUUCUCUUCUUCAGCAGUUCUGCAGCCAUUGUCUCACGCAUGUGUGCCAUUCUCGCCUUUUACAAGAAAGGUUUCGAGAUGGCCAUGCUCACCAAGCCGGGGCGUGAGAAAAGUAGCCGCAUUGACUCUACAUCAUAUAACAGGACUUUUGUCAGCCUUUUCAAUGGCUACCUUAUGGACAUGUGCAAUUGCUUUUGGCGUGGCAGGGCUUUUACUAACAGUGACCCCAACGCACUUGGAUGCAUGAUUCCGAGGAGCCUCGUGCCUGUUCUGUCAUCGUAUGUGACUUCUGUGGACGAGGCUCAUACUCUAGCAUCUCUCUUCUCAUUGUCACACUCGCCACUCCUGAGCUUGCAAAGCAAACGAUGUAUUAGAGGUCUUGAGGAUGCCGAAGUCGAUAGCGAUUCUUCAUUGCGCACCAGGCAUGAGGGACCGCCGACACAGAGUAGCCUUGGGCAAUUGGCAAGUUCCGGGGGGCUACGCAUCUCGUGGCAGGAUUAUAGGAUCAAGGUGCUCGAGGCGCUGACUGCUAGUGAACUCGGAGGCAUUACAGAUCUUUUGAAGAACACAAUGACAGUUCUGAGGAGAUUAAUAGACGGCGAGGGCAGCUCCAGGCCAACCACGUCGCAGUCAUUUCAAUGA
Fusarium fujikuroi IMI 58289 is the source of this 2082-nucleotide messenger RNA. RefSeq lists its product as uncharacterized. The record is from RefSeq and is a predicted model, not a curated record. Bases 1 to 2082 code for a protein of 693 amino acids. Gene Ontology annotation, cellular component: kinetochore; cytosol; nuclear body. The transcript is spliced from 8 exons. NCBI's taxonomy places the organism in Eukaryota, Fungi, Ascomycota, Sordariomycetes, Hypocreales, Nectriaceae.